GGGGGGGAGGAGAGGUUGGGUCCUCGAGCUGGGAAAGGGGGUGUGUCCGCACGCGGGGGCGCGCGCCGGCCUCGGACUGGCUGCGGCGGCGGCGCGAGGAGCCUGAUAAUGGCGGCCUGCAGAGCCCGGGAGAAGGAGAGGCGGCGGCGGCGACCCUGAGAAACCUUGACAUUGAAGAUGGUGAGUAGCCAGCCAAAGUACGAUCUAAUACGGGAGGUUGGCCGAGGCAGUUAUGGUGUGGUGUACGAAGCAGUCAUCAGAAAGACUUCUGCUCGGGUUGCUGUGAAGAAGAUUCGAUGCCAUGCCCCUGAGAAUGUUGAGUUAGCUCUUCGUGAAUUCUGGGCCCUUAGUAGUAUCAAGAGCCAGCAUCCCAAUGUGAUUCACUUAGAGGAGUGCAUUUUACAGAAAGAUGGCAUGGUGCAGAAAAUGUCUCAUGGCUCCAACUCAUCUCUUUAUUUACAGCUCGUAGAGACUUCACUGAAAGGAGAAAUUGCUUUUGAUCCCAGAAGCGCCUAUUAUCUGUGGUUCGUGAUGGAUUUCUGUGAUGGAGGAGACAUGAAUGAGUACCUGUUAUCCCGGAAACCUAACCGGAAAACCAACACGAGCUUCAUGCUCCAGCUCAGCAGUGCUCUGGCUUUCUUGCACAAGAAUCAGAUUAUCCACCGUGACCUCAAGCCCGAUAAUAUCCUGAUUUCUCAAAGCCGAUUGGAUACAAGUGACUUGGAACCCACACUGAAAGUGGCCGAUUUUGGUUUGAGUAAAGUUUGUUCUGCUUCUGGGCAGAACCCUGAAGAACCAGUCAGUGUAAAUAAAUGCUUCCUUUCCACUGCAUGCGGAACAGAUUUCUACAUGGCUCCUGAGGUUUGGGAAGGACAUUACACGGCCAAAGCAGACAUCUUUGCUCUUGGGAUUAUCAUCUGGGCAAUGCUGGAAAGGAUCACCUUCAUAGACACAGAGACCAAAAAGGAGCUCUUGGGGAGUUAUGUAAAACAAGGAACUGAGAUUGUGCCAGUGGGAGAGGCCCUUUUGGAAAAUCCCAAGAUGGAACUGCUCAUCCCUGUGAAGAAGAAGUCCAUGAAUGGUAGAAUGAAACAGCUUAUUAAAGAAAUGUUGGCUGCAAACCCUCAGGAUCGUCCUGACGCAUUUGAGCUAGAACUUAGAUUAGUCCAAAUUGCUUUUAAAGAUAGUGGCUGGGAUACGUGACACAUGGAUAUCUGGGAAACCCCUUGGAUGACAUGCUGCUUCUGUCUGAACAGGGAUGCAACAUUUUGUGGCAGAAAAAAAAGGAAUACAUAAGGCUAAACCCCUACCUAAAGGGUUUAGAUUUUACUGUGUUUUUUCUUUUUAAAGAUUUCUUAAGUCUGAGUCAGCCAUUUUGUUAGUAUGUUUUAAAUGUGUAUUACCAAUGUGUGUGUAAAUUUUUAAAAUUACCAUUGGUAGAAAUUUGACAGGAAAAUUCUGUAAGAGCGUAAGAGCCAAGGAAAGAUGAGAGUCCAGCUUUUCUGAGAAUAUGUUGCAAGUAUUUUAGACAUUCCUUGUCAGUAUUAGGAACUUCCAUAGAAACAGUGGUUUACAUGCUGGUCAUGCAAACUGUGAGGCUUUGUAAAGUAAACAUAUAUGUAUAUAUUUAUGUAUAUGUAAGUAUGUGAAUGUGUGCAUUUUGCAUUCCAUAUGAAGAAAAUGCCACUUCUGUUUAAAUUAUUUGAUGUGGGUUGGGUGUUUGGGAUUUGCUGGUGAAUUCAGUGGUGGAAAAAUAAAUGAGACACUUCCCCCCAACUUUCUCCCUCUGUCCCUCCCUCUGAUGAAAUUGUGCGAAGUUUUUAUUUUUAUAUUAUGAGACUUUUUUUUUUUAAAAAAAGCACCAUUUUGGAGGGUCUAAGACUGUCUUAACUUGGACAUAAAAGAACAUCCAAGCUAUAAAUAACAUUCAAAGCUGUUGAGAUAUGUUUAAGCUGAAUUCUCAUAGUCCAGUCCCUGUAGCUGAAGGAGUUAAUUACAGCAUCAUGCUGUCGUGUGGUAGCAGGCUGGCAAGGUCAUUAAUCAUUCAAUCCUACACUCUUUUAGGUAACCAGGCACUCAAUUAUCCAAUUAGGCCACAGCAUCAGGACAUGUCUGUACCUGUUGCAUCUACAUUCUGGUAUAAACUUGAAUACAGGAUUGUUGUAGUUCUGGAAACUUGGCAUUAAUGCAGUUUCAGUACUUGAUUCAGUGACUUCUGGGGUCUGGAGAAGUUGUCUAAGUUUUGAAAUGCUAAGGUGGAAGCCCAAACAAGCUCUAUAGUCUGGUUUGCCUGCCCUGAUACGGUCUCUUGUUGAAUCACUGGAGUCCCUUCCAUUUUGGCACUGAUGCUGUUUUCUGUUGUUUAAUUU
Molecule: messenger RNA, 2369 nt
Organism: Trichosurus vulpecula (common brushtail)
Lineage: Eukaryota; Metazoa; Chordata; Mammalia; Diprotodontia; Phalangeridae
Gene: PDIK1L
Product: PDLIM1 interacting kinase 1 like
Exons: 3
Coding region: 178-1203 (341 amino acids)
Biological process (GO): protein phosphorylation
Molecular function (GO): ATP binding; protein kinase activity
Source: RefSeq, a predicted model, not a curated record